AUUCCUGAAGAUGUGCAAAAGCUGAAACAUCUGCGUAUUCUUGAUUUGUCUUGUAAUGGUAUUCACAGUUUGGACCCUUGGAUAGGUCUGCUGAGCAGUUUGAAGCUAUUGAAUGUUAGCGGGAAUAAAUUAGUCCAUUUACCAACCGACAUCACGUUACUAACAAAGCUCGAGGUUCUUAACGUGUCAAUGAACCGUCUAACCAGCCUUAUCUCUUCCUCGAGUUCGGCCAACUUUGAAACCUUGAGAAAUCUGAGGACUGUUGAUCUAUCAGGGAACAAUAUUUCCGAGUUUCCUGUGGAAUUAUGCUCGGAGGCUAUCCCACUUGACUUGCUUGAUCUUUCGAAAAACGACAUUGCUAUAGUUCCUACAUGCAUCGAAUCCCUUCAGGCAAUAGAGCUCAAUCUCAACAGCAAUAAAGUCAGUGUUGUUGCUGAGUCGAUUGGAAAAUGCCCAAGGCUAAGAGUGCUUCGGUUGGCGCACAAUCGGCUGAGACUGGAGGACUUCCCACUGGAAAUAUUGGAAAAGUCUAACGUAUCCCUACUCGCAAUCGAAGGCAAUCCUCUGUCCGUAAAAGCAUUGCAAGAGCAUCCAUCCUACGCUAAGUAUAUGGAACGAUACACGGCCACAAAGCGAAAAGCGAUGCCAUAA
Messenger RNA from Mesocestoides corti, 651 nucleotides. NCBI's taxonomy places the organism in Eukaryota, Metazoa, Platyhelminthes, Cestoda, Cyclophyllidea, Mesocestoididae. The record is from the annotation of a GenBank genome assembly.